Messenger RNA from Plodia interpunctella (Indianmeal moth), 7324 nucleotides. Its product is annotated as lethal (2) k01209. The record is from RefSeq and is a predicted model, not a curated record. Gene Ontology annotation, cellular component: cytoplasm. The transcript is spliced from 13 exons. Gene Ontology annotation, molecular function: ATP binding; kinase activity. The coding region runs from base 284 to 1933 and encodes 549 amino acids. NCBI's taxonomy places the organism in Eukaryota, Metazoa, Arthropoda, Insecta, Lepidoptera, Pyralidae.
UUACUACUUGCGUGAGCAUCGUAGAAGUUGUGUCUUGUGUAUCGCGAAAUUUCAAAAUUAGGAUUAUUUUAUAACAUAAAAUUGUGUAGUGGCGAUCAGUGAUGGCUGGGAAGCUGAACAAAUUCGAAACACCCAGUUCUGCCAGCUCUGAUAGAUAUUUUAUGUAGUACGUUGGCAGAUUGCUUCACGUUGAAUGCCCGCGGUGUGAGUAAAACACGUGGUCGAAAGCGGUCGUGUUUCGAAACACGUAGUCACAUUAAAAAAAAGCAAAACGUUGGAUGAAAUGGAGCCUGGUCAUCUGGUCUUCAAAAGCCCUGACACAGAGCUGGCACUGGAGUUGAACGAACAAGUGUUUCUGGACGAUGAGGACUACUCGACGCGCGCCCCUGCCUCCCCCACCACCGUGCCCAAUAUCAGGAGCUACAGACCACCUUCCACAGGUUCAAACAUACUGAAGUCGCCGCGCGCGCGGCGCGUGCGCACGACAUCCAUGUCGCAGUCAAACAAGCGGACCACAGCUGAGAGCAUACUGCACGCGGACAGGCGGACCAUAUACACCGCGGGCAGGCCGCCCUGGUACAACUGUACAGGGGGGCAGGAGGUCGAACCUUUUCUCAUUGGUAUUUGCGGCGGCAGCGCGUCGGGCAAGACGACCGUGGCCACCAAAAUCAUUGAAUCUCUUAACAUACCCUGGGUCACCAUCGUCAGUAUGGACUCCUUCUAUAAGGUGCUAAACGAGAGGCAACACCAGCUGGCGACCCGCAACGAAUACAACUUCGACCACCCGGACGCGUUCGACAUGGAGCUGCUAUACGCGGUGCUGCAGAGGCUGAAGGAGGGCAAGAAGGUGGAAGUACCAAUCUACAAUUACGUCACGCAUUCGAGAGAGAACCGGACAAAAACAAUGUACGGAGCAAACGUGAUCAUCUUCGAAGGUAUACUAGCGUUCUACAACGCUGACGUACUGAAACUAUUGGAUAUGAAGGUGUUUGUCGACACUGACGCCGACAUCAGACUGGGUAGACGGCUGAGAAGGGAUAUAGUGCAACGCGGGCGGGAUUUGGAAGGAGUGUUGAAACAAUACAUGUCGCACGUGAAACCGGCGUAUCAGAGUUACAUCGCGCCGCUGAUGGCGCACGCGGAUAUAAUCGUGCCGCGCGGCGGCGACAACAAGGUGGCCAUACACCUCAUCGUGCAACACGUGCACAAGCAACUGCAGCUGCGCGGGUUCAAAGUGCGAGAGAAGUUGGCCGUGGCCCACGUGGGACAACCCGUGCCCGAUUCUCUCUACGUGCUGCAACACACGCCGCAGGUACAAGGUCUCCACACGUUCAUACGCAAUAAGGACACACCUCGCGACGAAUUCAUAUUCUACUCCAAACGACUGAUGCGACUCGUCAUAGAGUUCGCUUUGUCUCUCCUCCCGUACUCAGAGCACAGCGUGGACACCCCACAAGGAUUUCAGUAUAGAGGGCGUAAAUGUGAUGUGGAGAAAAUCUGCGGCGUGUCAAUUUUACGUGCCGGGGAGACCAUGGAGCAAGCGGUGUGUGACGUGUGCAAGGACAUACGCAUCGGGAAAAUUCUUAUACAGACCAACCAGCAGACUGAUGAGCCUGAGUUAUACUACCUACGGCUACCCAAAGACAUAAAAGACUACCGCGUGAUACUAAUGGACGCAACUGUCGCAACCGGCGCGGCCGCCAUCAUGGCCAUACGGGUGUUGUUAGACCACGACGUGCCAGAGGAAAAUAUCAGCCUUGUCUCGCUACUUAUGGCCGAGAUUGGCGUACACUCGAUAGCUUACGCGUUCCCUAAGGUAAAAAUAGUGACUUCAGCUCUGGAUCCAGAAAUCAACGAAAAGUUCUACGUUCUACCCGGUAUCGGCAAUUUCGGAGACCGGUACUUCGGUACGGAACCCAAUGACGAUGAAUGAGAGAGGGCGAUUGGUUAUGGUAUGAGCUAGUCUAUGGAUUGGGCCGUUUGUAUGAAGUUUUAUUUAUUAAAAAACUAUUGCACAAUAUUUUAAAAAAUUGGUACAAAUGAUGGAAUUUAGGGCCAUAUGAUAUUCUGUACCAGACAAUCAUUAGAUAAUACCAAAAAUUGAAAAUUAAAUAUAUUUUACAACCAUUUAAUCAACUAUGAAGUAAAGAUGAAACUGCUUUAACGGCCCAUUGUAUACUAAGGAAUCCUUGCCUCUAGAUUUUUAUUUGUUUGAAAAUUUUUGAGCAAAAUUUUUUCGAGAAUAAAACGCAAUUUUAUAGAUGAAUUUAUAUUAUCAUGAGCUUCUAUAAUAAUUUCCUAUGCUGGCAACACAUUUUAAACACGGCAUUAAUUAAUUUGUUAAUUUAUAUUAUAUAAAAAAGUAUUAUUUACCUUGACAUUAUAUUCUACCUAUGUUAUUUAUGUCUUAAGAAAUGAUUUUAUUUUUUGGUCAUUCACUUUUGGCAACAUCUAAAAAAUGGCGCAAGGAUCCUAGAAUUAAAAAAAUAUAGACUAUUGGAAUGAAUAGGAGUGUCUGUUUUAGCCAGUACUAAGACGAAACAUGUAGUUAAUUAAGUAUAACUACUUAUUUAAAUUGUGUAUAUUAUGUUGUGUAUAUUUGCUGUGGCAAGUUGUCUGUGGCAAUCUUGGAUAGUUAUCAAGCCUUCUGUGUUUUUUAUAUACAUUAGGUUUUUCUUAUUUAUGGUUGUGUUUUAUUUUAGUUAUAUACUGCUAAUGAAGUGAUAGCAUAAUAUUUGUACUUUUUCACAAGUAUUUUUAUAAAUAUCUUGUCUAGUCUAUGUUUAUAAUAUGGUGGAUAUUUUUCUUUUUUUUUUGCUAAUAUAUGACACAUUUAUUUACAAGAAGGCUUGAUAACGACAUAACGGCGCCUCUUAUAGAGUUUAAGAUUCUAGUCUCCACUAAUAUUAACUAAAAUAAUAAAAAUUGACUGAUCGCUAACUACUACGACCAAAAUCUAGUUUAAAAAAUCAAUGUAAAAUAAUCUUUAAUGCCGUAAAAAUAGGGUUGUGUCAGUUGUUGCGUUUUCAACCGUUUUUUAUCGUUAAAACAAUAUUUAUCUUUUAUCUUAUGAACUAAGAAUUUUACACAGCACCAAAUUUAUUUUUUAUUCGGCAACAAUAAAAAAAAAUAUUUUUUAUUUUUCGAUUCAAAAUGGCACAGUACUUACGUCACAAAAAUUAUCACCGAGCCAAAGAAUGACGUUCCUAAGUGGAUAACACUAAAUAUGUAGUAUUUAUUCUGACUUGCCCAGCACUGGGCAAAAUUAAUAUGACGCACGGAUCGCCACAACAACUUGUCUAUCUUAUAUAAUGUAGUGUAAACGCGCAGUGUACUUGACACAUACUAUUGUUGAUGCAGUUAUACUGUGUAAAUGUCAUUUUAACAAUACAAGGUGACUUUUAUAUUUUAUACAUUAUUUUGCAUACUUGCUCAGUUUAUGAUACUGUACAACUUUUCGUAUGGGAGCAAGCCCGAAAUCGCGAAAUAAAAUCAGCUGAUCUUGAUUUUGUAAGGAAUAGCUGAUUUUUUUUCGCGAUUUAUAAGUAGUUCCCUGAGAGUAAAAGUUGUUCAGUAUCAUGGACUGAGCAUGUAGACAAAAUAUAGCCAGUGUGUGUAAAAGUUAUCCUAUACACCUGUGUAAAAUUUUUAGUGAAAAACAUUUGGACGCAAGAUAUAUGUAAAAAAAAAAUUACAUAUUGCUUGCGACCAAAUGCUUUCUAUAUUGAGAGUUUGUUUACUAUAUUAUUAUGUUGUAUAUAUAGUACAUUAUAAUGCAUUUGAUAUUAUCCAAAAAUUGAUUGCCUCCAAUAUUCUAAAUGAUUUCAAAAUGAUCUGACAAACAUUAUGACAUUUAUGACACAUUUUUAUAUACAAUAUUUUAAAUUUAAUAGAAUCUAUCGAAUAUAUUUAAUUGUCUAAUUCACAUAAACGAAAUAUUUUAUUUAUAUAUUUCUGAUUGAGUAAUUAUGACUAUAAUACGUAGAUUUGGUAUCCCAUUUUUUAAAUGUAAUAUCAGGUCACUGGGAAAAAGUGUGUUAUUAUAUUGACGAAAGUUACAACUUAACACCGAUGUUUGCUAAUGUAGUUUUAUCCAAUGUUAUUACCCAUAAUAACAUAAAUGCAUGGUGCUUACAAAACACAGUUUAUAUUCCAAACAUUUAAUAUUUAUGCGAAACCAAAAAUAACUGAGUUCUAACGCCAUUCCUAUUAGUACUGCCACAAAAGUUAUAGAAAAUUAAAAUAGUUCCAAUAUAAAAAUUAAUAUGUGACAUGCAACGAGAAAAGGCACGUUAUGGAGGGAGACGUUCCGCUUGCUCAUUUUUAUUAUAGACUAGCUUUUGCCCGCGGUGUCGCCCGCGUUUACUUCUUGCGUCCGUUUAUAAGUUGUUAUUUAUUUAGUUUUACUGUGAAAGUUCAUCAAAUUCCGAAUACUACAAAUAUUCAAAAAAAAGGUUUUGGCUUGUCACAUAAAGACCCACCAUAAUAAUUUAUAUUUAGUAUAUAUAUGUAUAUAUGUAGCCCACUUACAGUUUUAUUAUUAGAUAAGAAGAAGAAGCGUGAAGAGGUAACAAACUAACAAACUUACCUUCACAUUUAUAAUAUUAGUCAGGACUGGAGCUUCGUUCCCGUGGGAAUUGUGAGAUAAAAUAUAGCAUAAAGCUAUAUUGGAUAAUGUACCUUUCUACUGGUGAAAUAAUUUUUGAAAUCGGUUCGGUAGUUCCGGAGAUUACCUGCCUCAAACAUAAACAAACUCACAAACGCUUACCUCUUUAUAAUAAUAGUAUAGAUUGAUGUAAUUUAUACAACGAUUAAGUUUAUGUAUUAGAUACAAGUCUUGUAUUAACAUUAUAUUCAUUUAUCUCCGCAUCCAAGUUCGUAUAAGGUUACGUACAAGUUUUUUUUUGUAUAAUCUUACUUUUUUUUGUUCAGUAUUAGUUAUAAGUAGUUGUUAAUGUUAAAGUAAGUACAUAUUGUACUUACUUUAACUUUACAAUUUGUGAUCUUUUUAUUUACUUCCAGGCAUUUUAUUUUAUUGAACAUCAGUCGGUUGAAAAAUUCAAAAAAAAAAUGAUAUUAUUUAGAUUUUACCUUGUUCUGUAUUCGUGUAGUUUCUUAGUUAAAUAUAUACAACAACAUAAAAUACUUAAAAAUGCAAUACUACGAUUGUGCACAGCCCAAUAUCAUAUUGUUAAUUGAAGUUGACAAAUGCUAUGUAAUUUGUAGUUUGCUAUAAUUAAGAUUCCAGUCGCUAUUACUUGCUAGCGUGUAUUUGAAAACUUUGUUACAAAGACAAGUAAAACGGGCCAGCGUAGCCAAAUGAGACAAAACAUUCCCAUACAAUUUCCCGGUCAUCAUACCAAGCGGCAAGAUUGGUUUGGUGUUGUAAAAUCGGGCUCACGAUGACCUCGUCUUUAUUGGCUCAUACAAAACAUAACGAUUAGUUUCCUAUUAGUGUAGUACCAUUUCUCAGUACAGUGUACAGUCUUGUCAAGGAAGUGAAAAAAAAGGCAUUUUAAACUAAUUUUUUUUGCCAUUGCAAAAACAAAUAUUGAAGUUGGUAAACACCAAGUGUUACAAGCUAACAAGAGACAGGGCCAUCAUUUAUUUUCAUAACAUUUUUGAUAGAUUGUACAGUAAGGACACUCCUCCCCCAUUAGAAACUAUUCUUACCCCUCCCCGCUCUGGCUCAGUCGGAUUUCAAUUGAAAAUUGUAUGUGUAACUCACGCGCAUUGGGUGUUGCGUUUCGCGUACGCUACGUAGAAAAAAAAACGAAUGUCCUGCAUGUUUUAGCUUAAUUUUAUAUACUUUUCUUCGACUGAACACGUGUAUAUUUAUUUACAUAUGUAAGACUAAGUGCAUUUCUUAUGCGAAAACAAAUUGCACAAUUUUGUAGAUUUGAUAUUUUUUUAUAGAUUCUAAUUUCGAAUAAGUAAAUGUGAUGUUAGUAGCGAAAAUCAAUGAGUGGUUGUUAAAAAUAUAUGUUAAUUUUAAGUUCAAAAUUAGUUGAAAAUGACUUUUACAACGGCUCGACGCUUAUAUUGUGAACAGUAAGUUCGUAUGUUUUACUUAAUCUAGCUUAUUAUUAGGUAAAAUUUGUUUAGUAAAAGAAAACGAAAAUAAUAUUAUCAUGCGGAUAUUAAGUUAAAUUGAAAUUAAUCAUGCUGUAAGUAUUUAUUGUAAUUUACGAAACAGUUAAGUUUUAAUUUAAUUCAGAAAUUAAACUAUUUCAUGCGGUAAAAAUAGCACUGUAAUAUAAUUGUAAUAUUUUGUAUAUUAAUUAUUUUUACCAAAUGGUAAAAAUAAUUAAUUUACAAAAUAUAUAAAAAAUACCAUCACAAAACAUACCCGGCUCAAAGGUGCCCAUAAUGCUUGCGUUUUAACGUCAUCCUAACUCACCAGUAUAGUGCUUCGCCUGCGAACGUAAGUUUUUUGAACGAAUGCGGUAUACACAAGUGUGCAUUACGACUGUUUGAACGCGGCGUUUCAUUAGUGUCCCACAUUUUUUUAAAAUAAAGAAUCAUCUUUUUUUUAAUUAAACAUACUUACCAAUACUUUACUUAUUUAUAAAAUAGGAUAAUUAAAUUGAUUAAUGUGUACGGUACAAUUUAAUAAACACUAAUGAUAGCCCGCGGCGGCGUUCAAAAGGCUCGUGAAAUUCACCCACAUACUUAAUAUGUACAUGAUACGUAUAAAAAAAUAAGCUUUUACCAUGGAAAAAAGAUUUUGCUUCAGUAUUGUAUAAGUGCUGUAGGUUAUAUAAUGUAAUUUAAAAUAGUAGGCGAAGCACGAACAUUUUUACUAUCGUAAAUGGUAACCGUGUUUGCUUCGAAUAAACCUGACGGAUUACUCUUCAGAAAAGGCGUCUGAAAACCAACCUUAAUUUUACUGAAAUAAGAUUCAUUUUCAAGUGAUACAAUUCCACGAGGAAAGACUAAGAGCAGAUGUCCCUCUCUUAUUAGCUCCUCUUCUAAUGGAGAAAGAGAGAAGUGCUAUGUUCAGUGAUCCGUCAGGAUAUAUAACAUUCUUGUUCGUGAACGUUUAGCAUAACGAUUAAAAAAAAUCGUGUUUGGUGUAAUAAGCCCACGUAAAAUACUGUGUAUCUAUUUUCACAUUAUUGCCCCAAGAAUGUUUUUAUUGUGUUUAAAGAUAUUUUCCGUAUAACGUUUGUUAAAAUAUGACCAACCAGUAUAACGCAUAAGUUUUGUAUAAAAUUUAAAAUUAAGUAAACGUAUAACCUAAAAUUAAGUCGUAUGUCGCUGUGAAUAUGAAGAAACUGCAAAAAACGUCUGAACGUAUAGGAAUAAAUUAUUGAGAUAUCUC